AAACUCAGAGCUUCACUUCAGUCCGGAACAUUCUACCGUGAGGACGUGGAAAGUAUCCAGUGCGCUUCAGUCUGUUUUAAAGAUCUUAGAUUAAUUUGUUUUUAGUUUAACAUUUUAUUUCAAUGUUAAAAAUAUAAGAAGCCUAGCCUCAAGUGUGUUUUUAGGCAAGUGAAGUGAAAAUGCGGCCGUUGUUUGUACUGGUUAGCUGCCUUGCGGUGGCAGCGCUGGCUACCAAUCCACCGAAGUGGCCGAGCGUCUACUCGAUCAGUGGCAUCCUGCACAUUCCGUACGUGGAGAUCGAUGAACCAUUUUACGCGUGGUACGAUAGCGAAAAUCAGCGAUCUCGUAUCGAUUACUACGGUGGUAUGGUUAAGACGUACCAGCUAACAAAGGAUGGUGAAUAUGGAACCUCGCUCAAGGUGGCCCCCGUUACCAUGAAGGAGUUCCAGAACAAGGAAACCUGCCUGCAGGUGAACGGAACCUCGGAAAAUCGCAUCUCCAUGCAGUCCAUUCUCCCGGAAACUAAGGACUUCAAGUUGGAUGGAACCGAGCACCGAAAUGGCUUCAAAUGCGAUCGGUUUGUCUUCGAAGAAGAGAUCGGCGAGACGCACAACACCUACACCCUGUGGGUUCGGUAUGUGAAGUCUCCGAAGUACCCGGCCUCCCGGUUGCCAAUUCCAGUCCGCUUCGAAAUGCGAGGAUACAACAUUCUGCUCGGAUCUCACUACGAUCAUUACUAUCUGGAGUACGAUACCUACGAUCACCAGGAGAUUCCGGCUUCCGUCUUCCAAGUGGAUACCUCUGAACCGUGCAUUGGCUUCCCAGGACCAGGUAAGGGACACUACGCCACCUUCAACCCGAUGCAGGAAUUCAUCCAUCCACGGUCGGAGGAACAUCUGGACAAUGAGUUCGGUCGUUUCAAGAACAAGCACGGCAAAGCCUACGGCAGCAACGAGGAGCACCAGCGGCGUCGCGAAUCUUUCCGUCAGAACUUGCGCUUUAUCCAUUCGCACAAUCGGGCUGGCAAGAAGUUUACCGUUGCGGUGAACCACCUGGCUGAUCGCAGCAGUGAAGAACUCCAGGCACUGCGUGGAUUCCGUUCGUCGAAUAUCUAUAACGGAGGACAGCCCUUCCCCUACAAAACGGAAGACUUCAAGGAUGCCCUACCGGAAAGCUUGGAUUGGCGUAUUCGCGGAGCUGUGACCCCGGUCAAGGAUCAAUCGGUUUGCGGAUCUUGCUGGUCGUUCGGAACAACUGGUCACCUUGAAUCGGCUUAUUUCCUGAAGACCAAGAAAUUGAUGCGGUUCUCUCAGCAAGCCCUGGUCGAUUGUUCGUGGGGUUAUGGCAACAACGGCUGUGAUGGAGGAGAAGACUUCCGGGCCUACCAAUGGAUCAUGGAAAUGGGAGGUAUCCCGCAGGAAGACCAGUACGGUGGCUAUUUGGGACAGGAUGGAUACUGCCACGUGGAGAACAUGACCAUGUACGCUCCGAUCACUGGCUGGGUGAAUGUCACUUCCGGAGAUAAGGAGGCCAUGAAGCUGGCCCUGUUCAAGCACGGUCCGCUGUCGAUUGCGAUCGAUGCUGGCCAUAGGUCGUUCGCGUUCUACUCCAAUGGUGUCUACUACGAGCCGGAAUGCCACAGCAAACUUGAGGAACUGGAUCACGCUGUCCUAGCGGUAGGAUACGGAACGUUGGACGGCGAGGAAUACUUUUUGAUCAAGAACUCGUGGUCCAACUACUGGGGCAACGACGGGUAUGCCUUGAUGGCGGCGAAGGACAACAAUUGUGGAGUCACCACCGAUGCCACGUACGUCCUCAUGUAGAACCAGAGAGUUUUAAGACUUUAGUAGUUGGUGUACAUGUGUUUCGGUACAGUUACGUGUUACAUUAGUGUUGUUUGGUAGUUGUCAUCUUUUACCCGGCGAAAUAAAUUGUUAUGUGUUAUGUGUCUAUAAAA
This is a messenger RNA of Uranotaenia lowii, 1957 nucleotides long. RefSeq names its product digestive cysteine proteinase 1 (gene 26-29-p). NCBI's taxonomy places the organism in Eukaryota, Metazoa, Arthropoda, Insecta, Diptera, Culicidae. Bases 180 to 1823 code for a protein of 547 amino acids. Gene Ontology annotation, cellular component: lysosome. Gene Ontology annotation, molecular function: cysteine-type endopeptidase activity. Gene Ontology annotation, biological process: immune response. The record is from RefSeq and is a predicted model, not a curated record. The transcript has 4 exons.